This is a messenger RNA of Nematocida major, 564 nucleotides long. RefSeq lists its product as uncharacterized. The transcript has a single exon. The record is from RefSeq and is a predicted model, not a curated record. The coding region runs from base 1 to 564 and encodes 187 amino acids. NCBI's taxonomy places the organism in Eukaryota, Fungi, Microsporidia.
AUGCCCCUGUCGCCGCACAUCACGGGCAUAAAAUCGCUGUAUUAUCUGGUGGUUGGGUUUGAAAUUUCUUUGCUGGCAGGCUUUUUUAUAACUGGCGUGCGGCAUCUGCAGAUACUAUAUCAAACAAUGGGCUUGCCGACAUAUAAAAGCAUGCGUGAAGAAGGCAUACCCAGAGCGCACAGCACCUCGGAUAAAAGACAUGUUCUGCUUCUGAAAAUCCUCCUAUGCGCUUUUAUUCUGGGCAUUUUUUUGCUCUUGGAGAUAUUUGCAACAAAGGGCAUGCUCUUGCUGUUUGUAGGGCUUGUGGGGCUUACGUAUUCAUCUGUUCUCAACCUUAUAGUGCCUAUUGCCGCGUCGGCAAUACCGUACACGCAAGUAUCCAGACCCGCGCCCGGGUCCCGCCGGCACCGCUUAAAUAUAUGCGGCAUCUUUACGCACCUAAUCUGUGUGUCUAUAAUUCUGCUUUUCGGAUAUUACUGGAUGAAAAGCACGAUGCUCAAGAGACACGACCAGCCCUGCUUGCUCGAGGUGCUUCCAUCGCAGCAACAAAACGGCACGCUAUAA